AUGGAAGUUCAAUAUCCUUUAAUGGCAUAUAAUUUAUUCACACCACAAAAUAAUAAAUAUCCAUAUUACGAUGAUUUGAAAUACAAUUUAGAUAUGUACUUAAGAUCAACUAAUGAUGAUUUAGCUUUGAAAUUUUUCCAAGGUUACCGUUUUCUUAUUUAUUAUUUAUCAUUAGCGUAUUUUGAUCCUAAUAUUUAUGAUCAAGAUGCUGUUAUGUUGGCAUAUCUAUUAGAAUAUUAUUCUAGAAGUUAUAUGGAAUGCAGCUGGAUGAUUAAUGUCACAAAAAUUCUUCCGGAGUUAUCUGAUGAAGAAUUAUUCAAUAUUUAUAUUGUUCCUAAUUUUACAACUUAUGCUGAAAAAAUUGAAGGAAAAAUUGAAGGAAAAUUUGGUACAAUUUUGUGCUGGUUGAGGAAAAUAUUACUUCUGCCUGGCUACAAGAAUUUAGAUUAUAAAGGUCAUAAAUCAUUUCUUUAUAUUGAAAGUGAAGAUAUAAUUUUUGAUAAUCCAUUUAUUGAAGCAGUUAUGACUUUAAGAUGGAGGAAAGCAAAAAUAUAUUGGAUGAUACCUUUAAUAUUUUACAUUAUAUAUAUAUUUUUAUUUUCAUUUCUUUCUCAACUUUACUUAAGUGAUAAUGAUGAUAAUAAAAAUAAGCACAAUUCUACGUUUAUGAUAGUGGUUGGAAUAUUUUAUUAUGUUGGAAUAUAUUUAUUAAUAGUUGAGUUUAUGCAAAUGAGAAAUUAUAAAUUAAAUACUUCAUUUAAUGAAAUUAAUGAAAUCAAUAAUCAAGGAAUUGUUAUUUUAUUAACGGUUACUACUCUAAUACUUUGGAUUGAAAUGCUCCUUUGGCUACGAUUAUUCACAGAAGUGGCAGUAUAUAUAUAUAUUUUUGGAAAUAUUUUAAAAAAGAUUAUACCAUUUUUUGUGUUUAUGAUUAUUUUAACAAUUGGCUUUGGACACUCAAUGUUUGUCCUUUUUGGACAUCCAUCACUUCUUGAUUUAAAUCCAUCAGCUUCAACUUACACAUUAGAUAAUGGAACUACUAAUUUAAAAUUAACAGGAGAAAUUCCAGUAAAUCCUUUUGACACAAUAUGGGAUGCUAUACUCUCCGCAUACUAUUGA
Messenger RNA from Rhizophagus irregularis DAOM 181602=DAOM 197198, 1119 nucleotides. The record is from RefSeq and is a predicted model, not a curated record. NCBI's taxonomy places the organism in Eukaryota, Fungi, Glomeromycota, Glomeromycetes, Glomerales, Glomeraceae.